This is a messenger RNA of Neurospora crassa OR74A, 976 nucleotides long. RefSeq lists its product as hypothetical. The transcript has 2 exons. Lineage: Eukaryota; Fungi; Ascomycota; Sordariomycetes; Sordariales; Sordariaceae. The coding region runs from base 110 to 415 and encodes 101 amino acids. The record is from RefSeq and is a predicted model, not a curated record.
UGACGAGAUAAGCUGAUCUUACUACCAGCCUCUUUAUCACUGAGUAAACAACUCGCCAUCGACCUCACAGAAUCGAUACCAUCUUGCUCAUCAACAAAAGUUUAUCAUCAUGACGAGCCACCAGCCCGACCCUGAAACCUGCGGAUGCCCUUUGGUCAACGGCCAAAUGCUAGAAGUGAUCACUUGCCAAGCUUGUUCCGGCAGUAUGCGCCAGUGGUGUGGAAGUUGUGACAACAUUGGCUGGGUCUACAGACAUUGCACUCACGGCGUACGUGCCACAUCGUCAUACCCAUUGAGCGGUGCCGCUCCUGGUGGCUCUGGAGGCAGUGGUGGAUUUAAUGACGGGCGCGAUGGGAGAUGUGGUCAGCAUGGUGGCUGGGCACCAACAUCUCAUGGACACGGACGCGCCGCAUAGUGUGAUGUGAAGCGAAGGAUGCUGAAGGUAUCGGGAUGCACAACCAACAGGGCACGGUUGUGCUGACGUUGGGCUAAAGACAGGAGUACAAGGUUAUGUUGUGUUGGGCAAGGUGUUUGAGGGUUGUGCUUUGGUCAGGGUCUUGAAUGUUUGAUAUCUCUUUGUUUUCCAUUUUCAAUGGUUCAGGGGUUUGGGUGUUUGGUUUCCGGUUUUUGUUUUCCCUCGUUUUCCCAUUCCCCUUUUCUUCUCUGCAGGUGUCCAGGGGCCGCACAAGAUUUUUUUGUUGGCUUCAGAUCAGUUGAUCUGGCAGUUAUCUGGCAUUGCGCUGCGUCGCGUUGCGUGCGUCGGGUUGCAGUCUCGGGACUGCAGCCUGGGCACAAAGAAGGAAUAGGUCGGAAAAGAAUCAUUCGCUCCAGCUCAUUCCGUGUCAACCGAAUACUAUUUCAACCCUCGGUUGGAGCCGAGAAGGUCAUCGGAUUCUGCUUAGACACGUUACCACCUGUCGUCCUAGAUGGCUCAGUGCCACCCAUGUCAACGCUGCUGCUACCAGCCGCAUUCCCG